AUGGCCAUCUACGUCACAUUGGAUCACUCAAAGUCCAUCCAGGGUCUGGCGCCUUGGGUGCAAGCGCCCCCUCUCAAGGAGACUUACCUCCCAGCGCCGGGGAAGCACACUGCGACGGUGAUUCUCCUUCACGGAUUUGCCAACAGCGGAGCUGCCUGGGAGCCAAUUGCGAGGCAUUUGCAAGCCUCCUUGCCUCACAUCAAAUUCAUCCUACCAAACGCCCCCAUCACCCGUGUUUCAGUUCCUGUCGGAGGAGCUCCAGGCGAAGCCGAACUCCCGGCCUGGUGGGAUCCCCGGCUCAACGACGGACUCCCAGCGGAAUGGCCUGGGAAGACGCCAUCCGGAGACGCCACCGGUCUCAAAAAGGCCAUCGCAACCGUCGAGAAGAUCAUCGACGAAGAGGCCAAACUGGUGGCGCCGGGCAGGGUUUUCUUGGGAGGUUUCUCGCAAGGGACCAUCUUGAGUUUGGCGGUCGGGUUGGAGAAUGACAAAGUCGGUGGCAUCAUCGCAUUAUCGUCUUCUCUAUCUGUCCCCGACUCAUUCAAGUCUCCGGGAGUAUUCGAUCCUUCUACACUGAAGAAGGCGAUCUUUUGGGCCCACGGCCUAGCCGACUAUGUUCCUCUUGAUUGGGCCACUGGCUCUGUUGACUACCUUGUCAACACUGUAGGAUUCAAGAAGAUUUCAAAGAGUGAUACUCCGACCAGCGGGACUUUGACAUGGACCACGUAUGAAGGAUUAAAACAUGAGACGAAUGAGGAAGAACUAGAGGAUAUCCAGAAAUGGUGA
Molecule: messenger RNA, 786 nt
Organism: Capronia epimyces CBS 606.96
Lineage: Eukaryota; Fungi; Ascomycota; Eurotiomycetes; Chaetothyriales; Herpotrichiellaceae
Exons: 4
Coding region: 1-786 (261 amino acids)
Biological process (GO): protein depalmitoylation
Cellular component (GO): cytoplasm
Molecular function (GO): carboxylic ester hydrolase activity; palmitoyl-(protein) hydrolase activity
Source: RefSeq, a predicted model, not a curated record